This is a messenger RNA of Fundulus heteroclitus (mummichog), 1742 nucleotides long. It is a transcript of the gene asah1b, whose product is annotated as N-acylsphingosine amidohydrolase (acid ceramidase) 1b. The transcript is spliced from 15 exons. Bases 1 to 1320 code for a protein of 439 amino acids. Gene Ontology annotation, biological process: fatty acid metabolic process. NCBI's taxonomy places the organism in Eukaryota, Metazoa, Chordata, Actinopteri, Cyprinodontiformes, Fundulidae. Gene Ontology annotation, cellular component: lysosome. The record is from RefSeq and is a predicted model, not a curated record. Gene Ontology annotation, molecular function: N-acylsphingosine amidohydrolase activity; fatty acid amide hydrolase activity.
AUGUUCCAGUUGCAGGGGGGUCGGUGUCCCAUCUGGACAAUAGUUCAGCCCAAAGUCACGCGGAGAAACAUCAACUUCCGCAAACUUGCAGCGUCACUAAAACUGAAAACACAAACAGACGCUCGGCACAGACGGUUAAACAUGGCUCGCUGGCUUCUCCUUCUUUUCGCCGCUUCUCUCUCCGUCACGUCGGCGCAGUUCGUCCCGCCGUUCACAGAGGACUGCCGGGAAGGCAUGUACCCUCCCAACGGUCCGACGUUCAGGGGACCCGUCAGCUGGUACACCAUCGACCUCGACCUGCCGCCCAGCAAAAGAUGGACAGCUGUGAUCUCUGAGAAAAAAAACGAUCUGGUGGUUAUGAUCCAAGCCAUCAGGGACUUUGCCAAUGCUUUUGUGCCCAGCGGGAGGCUGAUAGAGCUGGUUGACGUCGCGCUGCCUCUAAUGGUGGACACGCUCCCAAGCCCGUUUAACGAGGAGAUCAAGGGAAUAGCUGCCGUCUCAGGGGUUCCUCUCGGCGAAGUUGUUCUGUUCAACAUCUUCUACGAGGUGUUCACUGUGUGCACAUCUGUCAUUGCCCAAGAUGAGAAAGGGAACCUUCUUCAUGGCAGAAAUCUAGACUUUGGCUUAUUUUUAGGCUGGGAUGUAAAGAACAAGUCGUGGUCCAUCAGCGAGAAGCUGAAGCCUCUGGUGGUCAACCUGGACUUCAGGAGGAACAACAAAACGGUCUUCAAGUCGACAAACUUCGCCGGCUACGUGGGCAUGCUCACCGGCAUCAAGCCUAACACCUUCACGCUGACCAUGAACGAGCGCUACAGCCUGGAUGGAGGCUACAUCGGAAUCCUGGAGUGGAUCAUGGGACAGAGAGAUGGGAUGUGGAUGAGCUUCCUCACCCGAUCCGUCCUGGAGAAAGCAAGCAGCUACGAGGAAGCCAAGAUGCAGUUGGCUCAGACCAAGAUGCUCGCUCCAGCGUACUUCAUCCUCGGAGGAAACCAAACGGGACAGGGCUGCAUCAUCACCAGGUCCAGGGAGCUCAGCAUCGACGUGCUGGAGAUCGACGUGAAGCUGGGCCGCUGGUACGUCCUGGAGACCAACUACGACCACUGGAAGGAGCCUUUCUUCCUGGAUGACCGCAGGACGCCGGCCAUGAAGUGCAUGAACAAGACGACACAAGCCAACAUCUCAGAGAAGACCCUGUAUGACGUGCUCUCCACCAAGCCAGUGUUAAACAAGUUGACGACCUACACGACGCUGAUGCGAGUGUCUGAAGGCAAACUGGAGUCGUACCUCCGGGACUGUCCGAACCCGUGCAUGCCCUGGUGAUCCUCGGUGUCUCCGGGCUCCUGUGGGUUAUCUGCACAGCAGGCGGCUCGACUGAUUCAGCACCAAACAAACGCUUUAACUGAUUGCACAGCCACUGUUGACCUGAACCGUUCAUCCAAACACUGAAGUGCUCUGGACAUUUGGACGUUGCUGAUUAGGGAGACGCGUUAAGUUUGCAGGUUUGUUAUAUGGGAAACUAAAUCUAUGAACCUGUUUUUCUUUUCUUUACAUUUCUUUGUAUUUCUGUAAGAAUCCAGCCGCACUGAGAAAAUGUUUGUUUUACCAACUUAUUACUGACAAAUGCACCUCAAUGACGACCUCUUUGUAUGUUUUUAAAUGUUUAACAAAUGAAUUGCCAGACUUUAUGCUCUGUUUUGUAACAGAUGUUUUGUAAUGUUUGGAAUAAGAUCUAAUCUACCAAA